AUGUCGUGGCCUGCCCGCCGCCCUACUUCGACGGCCCCGCCGCCCUACGUCGUGGCCCGCCGCCCUACUUCGACGGCCCGCCCGCCGCCCUACGUCGCGGCCCCGCCGCCCUACGUCCCGGCCCGCCCGCCGCCCUACUUCGACGGCCCGCCCGCCGCCCUACGUCGCGGCCCCGCCGCCCUACGUCCCGGCCCGCCCGCCGCCCUACUUCGAAGGCCCGCCCGCCGCCCUACGUCGCGGCCCUGCCGCCCUCAGCUACGCGGCCCCGCCGCCUUCUGCUACGCGGCCCUGCCGCCCUCUGCUACGCGGCCCCGCCGCCCCUCGAUCGCGGCCCCGCCGCCCUCUGCUACGCGGCUCCGCCGCCCUCUGCUACGCGGCCCCGCCGCCCUCUGCUACGCGGCCCCGCCGCCCUCUCCUACGCGGCACCGCCGCCCUCUGCUCCGCGGCCCCGCCGAGCCGCCCAGCAGCAGCCGAGCCGCCGCCGAGCCGCCGCCGCCUGAGCCGCCGCCCGGGCCGCCGCCGAGCCGCCGCCGCCUGCGCCGCCGAGCCGGAGCCGCCCGAGCCGCCGCCCAGCCGCCCAGCAGCAGCCGAGCCGCCGCCGAGCCGCCGCCGCCCGAGCUGCCGCUGAGCUGCGACCGAGCCGCCGCCCGAGCCGCCCGAACCGCCCGAGCCGCCCGAGCCGCCCGAGCCGCCCGAGCCGCCGUGCUGCUGUUCCUGAGCUGUGUUCUUCUGCUGCUGACCUACCCGACUCUCCCAGCCCGGGCCAUUGACUUUGCCGUCUGGAUUGAAGACCUGCAGCUGUACUUACUGUGUGAUGCGAUAGAUGAGGUCUCUCUUUUUGACUUUGUCUCUGGCGCUGUUCCUGCCCCACCUGCUGAUGCUGACUCUGCCGUUCGCUCCAAGUGGGCGACCCGCGAUGCUGCUGCACGUCUUGCUGUGCGUCGCCACCUCCCUUCCUCUGAGCGUGCCCACUUUAGUCAGUGCAAGUCCGCUCAGGCCUUGUACGACGCUGUAGUUGCACGCUACUCCUCCCCUUCCUCCGCUACCCUUAGCCGCCUCAUGCUACCGUUUCUCUUCCCUGACCUCGCUUCCUUUCCCACUGUCGCUGACCUCGUUACCCACCUCCGUGCUAGUGACACCCGCUACCGCGCUGCCCUUCCUGCUGAGUUCCGCGCUGCGAACCCUCCUCCCAUGUACAUCACCCUCUACUUUCUCGUCACCCGUCUCCCUGAGUCCCUUCGUGUCGUUAGGGACCAGUUUCUCUCUGUCUGUCCCACCACUCUCACUGUCGACCUCCUUGAGGAGUCCCUGCUAGCGGCUGAGAAGAGUAUUGUCGCUGUAGGGGCCUCUCGGGGUGACCCUCGCACCCCCAUCUUUGAGGGGUGUGGUCCUUCCCCCCUGCUGCCCUCUGUCGCCUCUGCCGCUGCGGCCGACCUCACUGGUUUUGAGUCGGUCGGCGCGGCGUCUGCCCCCAGCGGCAGACGCCGCUCUGGCAAGAGCAAGGGGGGCAGGGGAGCGGGUGGAGCUCGAGGGGGCGGUGGAGGAGGCGGUGGGGGUGGCGGGGGGAGUGGGGGUGGCGGUGGGGGUGGUGGCGGGAGUGGAGGUACUGGUGGCGGCGGUGGAGGCGGAGGUGGCGGCGGAGGUGGUAGCGGAGGAGGCGGUGGGAGCGGUGGGAGCGACGGUCCUGGUGGGGGAGGUGGCGGUGGAGACGGGGGUGGCGGUGGAGGCGGGGGUGGCGGUGGAGGCGGGGGUCGGAGUGGCUCGUCCCAGCGGAGCAGCUCUGGGGGUGGUCAGCGCCAGCAGCAGCAGCAGCAACAGCAGCAGCCGCAGCAGCAGCCACAGCAGCAGCAGCGCUCUCGCACCGUCCCCGACCCUUAG
This is a messenger RNA of Closterium sp. NIES-65, 1878 nucleotides long. NCBI's taxonomy places the organism in Eukaryota, Viridiplantae, Streptophyta, Zygnematophyceae, Desmidiales, Closteriaceae. The record is from the annotation of a GenBank genome assembly.